AUGGCAGGAAUCCAUAUAAACGUUAGGGCGUCUACUGACGGCGGGUCUGCAGUCAACUUCUUUGGUGAGAACGUCGAAGUCAUCAGUGACCACGAGAUCCAGAGCUUCAAUCUCGCAGAUUCUCCUUUAAAAGACGCAAUAGAAAAGUACGCUGGAGCAAGACCAGCGGACGCUUACCUGAAAGGCCCCACACCGUGGAACGAUCUUUUCAAAACUUACGGCUGGCCCCAAGUGCAAAGGAAACUGUACCCGCGCAGCGCAAGAGUACUGGGUGUCAACAGUCAGCCAGUCAUAGUCACGACGCAAGAGUUCACCAACAAUAGCUCAUUAUCAGCAACUUACAACGCUGGAGUCACUCAUCAGGUGGAGGAGAGCGUUAACACCACUUGGAGCAAAGGCGGUGAGCUGUCAAUUGGCAGUGAGAUCUCAUAUAGUAUAAAUUUGGUCGCGGCUUCUGUCGGUGGUUCUAUGAAUAUGUCUUAUUCGUCAAGUUGGGGACAGUCGACGAGCAAGAAUAGAGCAGUGACAGUGGGAGCCAGUUCAGGUAUGGAAGUGGUGUUAGCACCUGGACAAUCUGUUGUAGCGACCUUGCAAGCCGUUAGAGGCACUAUGCAAGUGGAGGUUGACUAUAGGGCCACUUUACAAGGGGUCGUGGCUUGCAACUAUCCAGAGAAACACAAUGACCAUCAUUUCUGGAGUUAUGAUAUUAAUGCAGUGAUGGAUGCGGAUGGAAGGAGAAAGGAAAUAGACUCCACAGAGGUGAUUACUAUUGACUAUUAUUCUGAUGCGAAGGUUCAUCUCAGAGACAGGGACACAAACGCUCCUCUAUAA
Molecule: messenger RNA, 831 nt
Organism: Diatraea saccharalis (sugarcane borer)
Lineage: Eukaryota; Metazoa; Arthropoda; Insecta; Lepidoptera; Crambidae
Source: the annotation of a GenBank genome assembly